UUUCUCGUUUCGCGACUACACUUUUGUGCUUAGCUUAACCCUCUUAUUUUACUUUGCAGUUUUUCUUCAUUUUAUUCUUUAACACUUGUAUUGUGAUUUAGUGUCUCUUUAUUAAUAUAAGUCAUUAGUUUAAUUUAAGAUAUAUUCUUGUCAAAAUAAUUAUUAAUUAAUUUAUAAUAUAGGCUUUUGUAACAAUCUAUUUUUCUUAUUUAAUAUCUAAUAAACCUGCAUUAUUCAUCUCUCCUCUGUACUCUGUGGACCGUGCUCUGCUGUCAAGCAAUAUCAGGUAACAAACAUACACUUAUAAUAAUUGCGAAUUAAAACACACACGUAUAUAUGCAUGGUGAAAUUAAUAUAUAUAUAUGUAUAAUCUCGGCUUGCAGAUCUAAAUAAUGUAACGUAAAAUAUUUUUAUACAUUGAAAAAAUAUGUUAAAAUUUAAAAUUUUUAUUAUCAUUGAGCUAUGCUUACUAGUUUUUUGUGUUCAAAGGUAUGUUAAAACAAUGGAUUCAAUUGAUUUAAGUUCAACUAAGGGAAAUGACUUUUUAAAAUGCUCUUACUUAUUUAGUGCAUUGACUCAUAUGAGAAUAACUCAGCUUAUGUUGAAAAACGAAAAAGUAAGUUUGAUAACUGUAAUACUGAACAUAAGUAAGUAUGCUGAUAUUGUAAAAGAACAAAUAUGUACAUUGUAUGACAAAGAUAAUGAGAAUAUUGGAUCAUUGUGGCUAUUAAAUAUAUAUUCAAGUGGCGUAUACGGAUUUAUAAGUAUGCCUAUGUUAAAAAAAAACCCAGAGCUAAAUAGAAAAAAUAGCCGGUACAAAAAUGUUGUGGAAACUCAUGAUUAUAUUAUGCAAAUUUUGCAACAAGAUGUUACCCAUUGUGAUACAAAUAAUGUAUUCUAUAGUGAUACAACAGAUUUUGAUCAUCUAACUAAAGAAACAUAUACAAUUUUAAAUUCAAAAAUGAGUAAGAAUAUAGAGAAUAUAGAAAAAUUUAUAAAAGAAAGUAAUAGGCCUGAAUUGCUGUUCACAGAAAAUACCGAAAAAUUUACUAAAAACAGCAUAUUUAUGAAAUAUUUCGCAACAAAUGCAAGUGCAAUAAUUUUUUUCGAAUAUACUCACUAUGUCCAAGUUGUUUGGAACGUUGAAAUGAUAAAAAAAUUCAAGAUUAUGUUUCAAACUGCUAGUUUACUUAACUGGUCAGACGGAAACUUUAAAAACAUUAAAGAUUUUUAUGUAGUGAUUUUUAACUUCUUUAAAGUUAUUAUUUUAAGGUUAACUUGGAAACAUUUCUUAUAUCUUGAAUUCCAAAAUAUCAAUAUCGUAGAACAUUUUGCAAAAGAAUGGUUACUGAUAAUGGAUAAUUUUUUACAGCUUACAUGUGUAGAUAAUGAUUUUGAUAUUGUCAAAAUUAAAACAAGUAUUAUUAAUUUUAUUAAAUAUAUUCCAAAAUAUACAAACGGAUUAGUCGACAAGUUUGAGUUUUCAAGUUAUUACCGAGAAUACUAUUCGAGACUAUUAUCUGAUUUAAAAGUAAUUCUAGUAGAUAUUUGCGAACCGUUGGGUUGUUUUGCAGUAAGGCCAAUGGUGUUGUUCGGCGAUGAACUUCCUGACGAAGCAGAUAAACCACCACACUAUCCCACAGAAGUUAAAACCGUCGAACAUUACAGUUUACUCAAUGCGAGAAUUUUUCUUAAUCGUAUCAUAUUAAAUAUGAAAAAAAAUGAUUUCGGCGUUAUAAAAUCAUUUAUAAAUUAUAUAGACAAAAUAAGUAAGCAAUAAGUUAACAAAAAAAAAAAUAUCGAAAUAAUGCCAAUAAUUUUUAUAUAAUGUUCAAAUUUUUAUUAUAUAUUAAAUGAUAAUUAUGUAUGUCUAAUGGUUAUUGUGAAUUAUGGUGAAACCUUAAACAUUUAUUAUGAUCAUGUCAACAAAAAUUGUAAAUAUAAGAUAUUCAGCAAAUAAUGUCAAUAAAUGAGUAGGGAAUCAUACACUAUUUUAUUAAAUUUCAUUUUAUUAUUAUAUUAUACAUAUAUAAGAAAUAUGUUUUAAGAAAAUAAUCUGAUAAACUGACAAAUGAACAAACAUUCAGAAUUACAAGAUUUAAGUAUCAUUUUGAUCAAAGAAAUGCAUUAUACAGCAUGUUUUAUUAAAAAUACAGCAUCUAAUUGUUUUCCUUAAACAAUGUUUUAUUCAUAAGAACGUACUCAAUAAAAUUAUGUCUGUAGUUGAUAACCAGUUUUCAAGUAGUACUUUUUAAGAUAAUGAUGUUUAAAGAUUUAGACUUAAUGAAGAAUGUUUAGCUAUACUCUAUUUUACUAUAAUACAUAAAUUGGAAUACUGUCAUGUUGGGUAACCUUCAUGUCCUUUCUUAUAAGUUAUAUUAAUUUAAAAUAUUGUAUUCCAAUAUACUGGUAAUCAGAAUAUUUUAUCCAAUAAAAAUAAUUAUGGAUUCCAAUUUUACAUUAAAAUAGUGGUGGUUCUCAAGUAAAGUUUGUAAAGUGGCAUCAACCCAUAUAGGAUAAUUAAAGAGAUGAGGGGAUUUACCUCAUCUUAUCUCGUGAUUUUAACAUUUGUACACCAAAAUAUAAUUUUUGAACUAAAUAAAAUAAUUUGUAUAUAGAUUAAGCAAAAUUAUUCCUAAAAAAUGUAUAAAAUAAUUAUUCAAUACGUAAUUUUUUUUAAAAACAAAUCAAGCUAAAUUUUUUUUUGUUUCACAGGUAAAUUAAAUUAUUUAAUAAACAAAAUAUUAAGGGGUAAGUUGAUAACGUUCUAAUAGCGUCAGUUCUUGAGCCUCAACAUAGUGGGAUCGAUAUUCAUAUACACCCAAAACUAUAUAUUGAAAGCUAUAAUAAAAAACACAAGUUUAAUGUAUGUAUAAAUUUAUGACUCUUUAAAUACAGCUGUUAGAUGUAUAGAUUAUUUAUUGUUGGAGCUUUGCGAUUGCAUAAAUUAUAAUUUUAUACAUAUAUACAAUGUGUCUCAGACUUAGGAACAAAUGCAUUUUACCACCCCAUCGAGUUUUUUCAAUUUUUUUUUUUUUAAAACGUGUAUUUUUCAAUGUUUUUUUCAAAAGUGUUUGAAAAAAUUGGUUCAAAAGUUAUAGCUUUUUAAAGUUGAAACGUCAAAAACUAAAAAUAGCUCAAAAAUUGUUUUUUUUUGUUAAUUUUUGGGAUUUUUUCUCAUGAUACUAUUGUGAAACUAUAAUGACGUAAUUAUUACAUAA
Daktulosphaira vitifoliae (grape phylloxera) is the source of this 3221-nucleotide messenger RNA. RefSeq lists its product as uncharacterized. The coding region runs from base 428 to 1780 and encodes 450 amino acids. The transcript has 2 exons. Lineage: Eukaryota; Metazoa; Arthropoda; Insecta; Hemiptera; Phylloxeridae. The record is from RefSeq and is a predicted model, not a curated record.